Aspergillus pseudoviridinutans is the source of this 831-nucleotide messenger RNA. Its product is annotated as TMEM53 family protein. NCBI's taxonomy places the organism in Eukaryota, Fungi, Ascomycota, Eurotiomycetes, Eurotiales, Aspergillaceae. The transcript is spliced from 2 exons. Bases 1 to 831 code for a protein of 276 amino acids. The record is from RefSeq and is a predicted model, not a curated record.
AUGCCAGCCACACGCACCUGGCUCUCAACUCCCGACAAAGCGCUGCCUGGUCAUCUUGUCAUCGUCUGUACCUGGCUGGGGGCCUCGGCCAAGCACAUCGCCAAAUACACCGAUCUGCACCGCUCCAUUGCUCCUCAUGCCCGAAUCCUGCUGAUCGAAUCCGAGGUCUCGAUCCUAGUGAGCAGCUACGCCCGCCAGCGUCGACUGAUCCGGCCCGCCGUGGACGUCGUACUGGAGACCCUGGCAGAGAGUGCGGAAAGUGACGCGCCGCGGAUCCUGCUGCAUACCUUCUCCAAUGGCGGAACCAACACCGCGACGCAGCUGUUGAUUACGCUCAGGGAGACUGUUUCCCAGCCGUUGCCGUUGAUCGGGCUGGUGCUGGACAGUACACCAGCCAAGGGAACAUACUGGAAAUCCUACAAUGCGAUGGUCUUCUCUCUUCCUCCGUCAUCUCGCCUCAUGGGCUCAGUUGUGGUUCACUUUCUCUUGGUCCUGCUCUACACUUGGAUUGCAUGCGGAAACGAGAACCCGGCUAGUCUCAUGCGCCGCACUCUCCUGGAGGAGGAGACGGUCGGUCCAGCGCCCCAACGAGAUGACCCUGACGCAGCAGGAUACGUGUGCUACAUGUACUCGAAGGAGGACCGUAUGACUGACUGGCGGGAUGUCUGGGACCACGCUCAGGAAGCCAAAGAGAAGGGUUGGAAGGUCGAUGAGGUGCUUUUUGAGGGUACGGGUCACUGCGCGCACAUGCCAGAUAAUCCUGCACGGUAUGCAGAAGCAGUUGAGAAAGCAUGGAAUUCCGCUGUGUGCAAGACUGGGUCUAAGCUGUAG